AUGAACUCAACUGGGACACUACGGCCAAGCGGUUGUACUUCCAAUAUAGUGCCAUGUCCUGCACCUGUAUUUUGUGCAACAUUACGUGAACCAUUAACGCAUAAAGCAGCUGUUUAUUAUCAUCAGCAGCUAGCACUGCAAGAAGAUCAGGGUAUUGAUUUAACACAAUCACCUGGACGUGAUUCACCUGGCUCGUCAUCAGGUUCAGCUGGUUCUGGGUCUAGACAUUCCACAGCUAGUUUGGAUUCGGGGCGAGCUUCUUCUUAUCUCACUGGCGUUUCUGGAACAUCUAUACGCGGUGGUGGUGGUCCACUUUCCUCGCCACGAUGCAGUUCAGUUAGUUCGUGUUCUAUCGGAAGUGUAGAUCGUCAACGCAGUGAUGAGCUUAUAAUUGAUUGGCUUAUGGAAAUGAAAUAUGAAGAGUAUGCACAAUUAUUUAUUGCAGCUGGUUAUGACUUACCGACAAUUGCACGUAUGACACCUGAGGACUUAACUGCCAUUGGUAUAAAAAAUCCACAUCAUCGUGAACGUAUUAAACAACGUAUCGAUAAACUACAAGUUUUAGAUAAUUUGCCACAUUUUGUACCAGGUUCAAUUGAAGAAUGGCUACAAUUAUUACGUCUUGAAGAAUAUAUACAACCACUAUUGGACCAAAGUUAUAAAACGGUACGUGAAGUGACACAGGUCACCUGGGAAGAUUUAGAAGAUAUUGGCAUUGUUAAACUGGGACAUCAAAAGAAAAUUUUACUUGCAAUUAAACGUGUAAAAGACAUAAUAAGUGGAAAAUGGAAUCCCGGUGGAUCAAACUCUUAUCAACAACAUGAAUAUCGUAAAAUUUGGCAAGACUCUUUAGAGGCAGCCUCUCCCACAUACAUUCCUACAACUCGUGUUUCUUGGGACGAUUCUAGACUGUAUGCCACUAAUGAUAAUGCUUAUUAUUGCACUGGUAGUAAUCAUGAAUGCCCUAAUGGUAAUGAUGUAGUUUUAAUCAAGGUUCGUCAGCCGAGAGGUAAAAGCUUAGAAUCAUUGGAGGACUUGCAUGACAAUAGCACACGCAGUCAUCUUACCUUCAGUCAUUAUACCGCAACUGACUAUGGACAUUUUGGACAUCCCUCACAAAUGCAUCCACAUCAACAAGCUAUGCAACAACAACAGCAACAAGUUCCACCUUUAUGCGGCAAUCGAAUGCUUAAUACCGCAGCAGCUAUGUCUUGGCGCCGUUCAUAUGAUGAUGGGGAUAUAACUCCAACGAACGAUGCCACACGUGAUUUAGUGUAUGAAGAAGGUGGAGGUACGUUACCUCGUCAACAGCGUGGUAUAUUGCAGCGUGCUGUUCUAAAUAGCAUGCCACCUUUAGAACAUCAUCACUAUAUGAAUGCGGCCGCUGCUGAAUACGUUUGUCAUGCAGCGGGUAUUGGUGGCCCGGUUUCACUUGGAGGUGGCAAUAUGAAUGUGGCAGGCGGCAUAAUAGAUAACUCCAACAUAAAUAAGCCUUAUAUAACUGGAAGCCCAUUAACAAGUAAGAAAAUUGCACCAGAGCCACCGCGACGUCAUUGCAGUAUACGAAAUUCUAGAACUCUAAGUUCAGAUGUAACACAAUUGCCACAACAAGCGCAACAAUCUUUACAUGCAGUCGCACAAAAUAUGUAUUAUGGUGCUAAUGAUGGCACUGCUAUGACAUCACAUCAUCAUGCAAGUCCGGCUUAUAUGCAACAACAAUUGCAAACAACACAACCUAUCUAUGCUAAUUAUGCUACAAUACAGCAAACAACAGCAGAAAUCCACUGUGAAAAAUUCCAUGACAAUAAGUCAAACUCAAGUAUUGAUUCCAUUGAUACCAUUCCUUUUGCUAACGAAAACACUGGUACAAUUAAACAACGCUUACUAAAUCGGCAAGAUAUGACACAACCUCAACAGCAACAAAAUCGAUUGCAUUCGUCCUCAUCAUCUUCAUCAUCAUCUUCUACAAACACAAUAGCAAAUAUUGCACACUCAGUCUCAUCACGCCACCAGGUUUCUGCAGGUAAAGAUAAGAAUCUUGUACUUAAGUAUCAGCAAAAGCAACUAUCCAACCCUUUAUAA
Molecule: messenger RNA, 2082 nt
Organism: Teleopsis dalmanni
Lineage: Eukaryota; Metazoa; Arthropoda; Insecta; Diptera; Diopsidae
Exons: 9
Coding region: 1-2082 (693 amino acids)
Biological process (GO): axonogenesis; cell surface receptor protein tyrosine phosphatase signaling pathway
Cellular component (GO): focal adhesion; axon
Molecular function (GO): signaling adaptor activity; protein phosphatase binding
Source: RefSeq, a predicted model, not a curated record